This is a messenger RNA of Marchantia polymorpha subsp. ruderalis, 982 nucleotides long. Lineage: Eukaryota; Viridiplantae; Streptophyta; Marchantiopsida; Marchantiales; Marchantiaceae. The record is from the annotation of a GenBank genome assembly.
GAGGUCACCAACGGAUUUGGGCUCCGUGUCGUUGCCAUGGCCUCGAGCGCAGCCUCGAGCUCGAACAUUUGUCGUCGCGAGCAGAUUGUUGGCAUCGUCAAUUGCAGCUCGUGGUCGGCGUUUCGGAGCCACAGCUGCCAGAGAGAGAUGGGAUUUUGAUUUUCAUUUGUGGACCUACUCCUGCGCUGAGAGCUGGUCCGUGCCAGAAGCUCACCGAGGGAGUGGAUUGCAGUGCAGUGCAGGAAUGUGCGUGUGCUACGCAAGCUCGAGUGUGGAUAGAGGAAUCGACCUGGCGUGCGGAAUUUGCUGAUUCUGGUCCAGAUUCUGGGAGUUGGAGCUUCCGGAGUGAAGCUUACCAGCAGUGGUCUUCCGUUGUUCAGCUCCGAGUUCGUUCUCAGCUGGGUCCAGAUGUCGAUGACCUCGUGUGCUUGCGGCGCGGUCGCGCAGAUUGCGUCGCCUUCUCUACCUUCGAGUUCGCGGGGUUCGCAAGUGCAUGCGGAGCUUGUGCGUCUACCUCUCGCUCAUGCGCUGCGUGGACAUGGUGCUAGGCACUCAUGCUCCAGACGCCGAGGAACUCUUACGGUCCGGGCAAUUGGGGGAGGAGCAGGUGGCCAAUCUACCUUUUUGUCGUAUGAAGAGGCCGGAUUGAUCGAAAUGUCCGAGCUCGACAUGCACGAGCGAUUCUUAUGUCGCCUGACGGUGUCUUCACUGAAUCUCCUCAGGAUAGUCUCAGAGCAAGAAGGUGUUCCCAUAGAAGAGCUUAAUGCGGGCAUGAUUUGUGAUUGGUUUCAGAAAGAUAAAGUAAAGAGGGAACAGGAUAUCAACUCAGCCACCCUGAAAUGGGAAUCUGGGCCUGAAUGGUGAAGUUGCCAGAGGUUCAGUCACCCGAGUGCUCUCUUUCCAAUGUAUCUUAGAUUAUUGCUCGAUGGGAAAUCGUUUUUCCACUCAAUUCUACACAACCCUGAUGGUAUCAACUCAGCCU